Messenger RNA from Pyrus x bretschneideri (Chinese white pear), 1322 nucleotides. RefSeq lists its product as uncharacterized. Lineage: Eukaryota; Viridiplantae; Streptophyta; Magnoliopsida; Rosales; Rosaceae. The transcript has 2 exons. Gene Ontology annotation, cellular component: plastid. The coding region runs from base 89 to 712 and encodes 207 amino acids. The record is from RefSeq and is a predicted model, not a curated record.
UUAUUUUUUUUCAGUCGGAAUACAACAGUUUUGCGCCAAAUCUCUAACCUCCGCUGGCGCCUUCUUUUCUUCUCUCUCAACCCUAAAAAUGGCGGCUUCGGAAUCGAACCAUAUCGACGAGCAUUCAGCUGCUGCAACAACCAUACAAUUCGACCGUCCGGUCCCAUUACUCCGCGGACCGGUUCGGGCAAGCCCAACCGACGACCCGUCCUGCGGUCCGUACGUCCUGGCGUUUCGAGACCCAAAGGCUUGGGCAAACGCGUACAGAGCCUGCAAGUCCAAGAUGGUGGAGCAGUGCGAGGCCGGCGCAAGGAUCGGUUGCGCCAUCAGCGGAUCCGAAAAGUGUAAGCCCCCGUGGUGGCGAGCUCUGAUUGGUCAGAAAGCGCCGGACUUCAAACAGAGGGAGCAGUGCGAGGAGAGAGAAAUGGAGGGUUGUUUGACGGCAGCAAAAGAGAAAUGCGACGGGUUUGCGAAGGAGAAGUGCCUGAAGCCCUUCAGAGAAGCGAGGAUUGCAGGCGUGAACGUGAAACAGGCUGAGAGAUUGGUGUGCUGGGGGACUGUGGCGGAUCGGAGUACGUGGGUCAAUUUGAUUGGAUUGGACAAAUUGGGGAUUUCGGGUUCUACCACGAAUUAUAGGGCUGGUGAGUUGUUUGGUUCGGAUAGUGAGGUUGAUGGAGUUUUGGGCGGUGAGAAUUUGACACUGAAGGUGUGAGAUUUUGGAAAAUGGAGGUGAAAGUUGGUGCAUUUGUGAUGAAAUUUUGGACGAAAUUGUUGCUGAUGAAGUGGGAUUGUGCAAAAGGUCAUUUUUAAACCGAUGAAACACUCAAUGAGGACAGUUCAACAUACCCCAUUGACAUCACGGAUGUUGCUGUCAUCGUCGGUGUAACCGAGGCACACGAUUCGGCCGCGGCAGGGACGUAAUGUAAAAACAGAGAAGCAUUUAGUGAAUGGAAGUUGCUAGGAAGUUGCAGCGACGGCCUUUUGGGGUAUUUCUGCCUUUAAAGUAAGAUCAACUUGGUUUCGGUCAAUGUCGUGAUUAAUGAGGUAGGCCAUUUAGUCGUGGAAAGCUCUUCCACCUUUGACGAGGGAAACCACCAGGAAAUUGCAUUUGUCAUGUAAUUUGUCCUAGUGGUGAUUCUUGUGAUCUAGUACUGCCUUUUUUUUCUGAAAAGAAAAUGAUUUUUCUGGACCAUCUGUAGAGACUGAAGAUAGGAUUCGAUGUGGAAAUGGCAAGUUGGAGAAAGUGGAAUCCGAUGGAUGAGAGUUUGUUUGAGGAAAUUGUAGCGAUUUCUGUACACUUAUUGUCUUCUUUCGCACACUUA